Eremomyces bilateralis CBS 781.70 is the source of this 951-nucleotide messenger RNA. RefSeq lists its product as uncharacterized. Bases 248 to 760 code for a protein of 170 amino acids. The transcript has a single exon. NCBI's taxonomy places the organism in Eukaryota, Fungi, Ascomycota, Dothideomycetes, Eremomycetales, Eremomycetaceae. The record is from RefSeq and is a predicted model, not a curated record.
CUGGAUUUGAUCCAAAACCGUUUGAUUUUUUCCCUCUGAUCUGGUUCAUCAAUAGUGAAACCAGAAGUUCGGUCGCGUUCUGAGCCCUGCCAGUUCCAACCUGUUGCCUGCAGCUUGUCGACCUCAAACUUGAGGAACUCGUACACUUACAUGUCCGAGUAUAUCGGUACCUUAAACACCAAUUAAGCCCGAUGCAAACAAGCUUCCCGAAUCUAUUGCAAGUACUACGUACUUCCAUUUUCCUCCAAUGCCAGGAGUCGAGGGGAUUUCUCCUCACCUUAAUGGACCAUUGUUCCUAAGGUGGCAGGGUUACACCCAACGAUUGGCUGAGCGCAGCGCAUUCAGGGGUAUACGACCCCCUUGCACCGAACAUCAAGUGUAUCACAUCAAAUGUACGGAGUAUCAUCUUCCCAUCGCCAACUCCCUUGUCCCUCACCAUUGCACGAACUAUCCCCUCCUGCAUCUCCUUUGUUUCAUCUGCUCCUCCGCCCGAACUGAGGUCGCGCAUCAGGCGCUAUGGCUUCAUCCUUAUGUUGCCCAUCUGCUACGCAUCCCUGGCAUGCGCUUCAGCGCUGCAGCCAAACUCGCAAUAUGUCCCAUCGUACCACACUACCGCUCUCUUGAUGCGACAGAACCGACUGUAGAUCGAGUCUUGCUUUUUGCAGGCACAACUACCGACAGACAUAUCCUGGGGACCUGGCUGUCGUGUAAGAGGGAGGAGAGUAUCCUGCUCGUAGCCAUUCGGUUCUUGUGUUCGUGAACCCGUUCGUAUCUGCGAGCUCCCUUCAUUGAAAGAGCAGCUGUCGUCCAACCAGCCGGUGGGGAGCGGGUGACUUUGAACAGGAUUCAGUCAUUCUUUCCGGGCGACUGCUGCAAGGCGAACACGUUGGUGGACCACGUUGCCAACCGGUUGUUGUCUUGCCCAUGGCCAACAUUGACAAUAUCUGGCAG